Molecule: messenger RNA, 2348 nt
Organism: Odocoileus virginianus texanus
Lineage: Eukaryota; Metazoa; Chordata; Mammalia; Artiodactyla; Cervidae
Source: RefSeq, a predicted model, not a curated record
GGAACUGAUGGAGGGGCGCCGAAAAGGGUAGAGGGCACAGGACUGUAGACCGAGAGCGGCUCGGAGGCCUCGACUGGCUCUCCGCCCUAACGCUCUCGUGUGGGUCCCACAGUCUCUGGCUGCGCGAGGCUAGGAUUUAUUAGAGUCAGUUGUGCAGUUUAGAGGGUCAACAAUCAGUUCUCCGAAUCCAGAGAUUCAUUACUUGUCGUCAGUAUCGGUGCUCAGGGCUUGGUAGGUUCGGUGUUUGGGACGCUAAAGAAAUCUGUCUUUUGAUUCAGGGUUCAUCACCUAGAGGUUAGUUUUAGGAUUCAGGUUCAGCCUAUAUAGGUUUAUUUUAAAUUGGAUUUGGGAUGCAUUAUAUACGCAUCAGAGUUAGUUCAGUACUUGGAAGCCAUUCUUAGGAUUGUAGUUAGAUAUUUGGGACUCAGGGUCUGAGGUUCAGUAUUCAGGGUUCACUGUUGGGGUACAGGGCUUAAGAUCUAGAGUCAGGAUGCAACAAUUGAGAAUUGAUGGGUUUGGAGUUUAGGUUUCUUGAGGUUUGAGAUCUGAGAAGGGUGUCUCUUGCUGAGUUGCUGAGUUUCUGAGUUUGCUGAAUCUGUGGCCAGAGGGAAGACUAUUAGGGGUCAAAUUGUGGGGUGUGAAUUUCAGAAUUUGGGUGGAUUCAUUGUGGGGUUUGAAGGCCAGCUGGAGUCUGGGCUGGGAUUUGAGUUGUGUGAAAUAUACCAGGUGUUGUAUCCUGGGCAGGUGCAUACUGAACUUUGGAUUUACAUCCUUGGAGAGGGCUAAGUGCUGCUAUUUGGGAUUUGGGGCCUAGUUGGGGUAUGAAUCAGGUUCCUGGGUUGGGGUGUGAGAUCUGAGCCUGACUUCUCUGUUGGGAUUUGAGGUUUAGGUAGCAAUCGCCAUCAUGCUCAAAGCUGUGAUCCUGAUUGGAGGCCCUCAAAAGGGGACUCGCUUCAGGCCUUUGUCAUUUGAGGUGCCCAAACCCCUGUUUCCUGUGGCGGGGGUGCCUAUGAUCCAGCACCAUAUUGAGGCUUGUGCCCAGGUCCCUGGGAUGCAGGAGAUUCUGCUCAUUGGCUUCUACCAGCCUGAUGAGCCCCUUACCCGGUUCCUGGAAGCUGCCCAGCAGGAGUUUAACCUUCCCAUCAGGUACCUGCAGGAAUUUGCCCCUCUGGGCACAGGGGGUGGUCUCUACCAUUUCCGGGACCAGAUCCUAGCUGGAAGCCCUGAAGCCUUCUUCGUGCUCAACGCUGAUGUCUGCUCCGACUUCCCGUUGAGCGCCAUGUUGGAUGUCCACAGACACCAGCCACACCCCUUCUUGCUCCUUGGCACCACGGCUAAUAGGACACAGUCCCUCAACUACGGCUGCAUUGUAGAGAAUCCACAGACGCAUGAGGUCCUGCACUAUGUGGAGAAGCCCAGCACGUUCGUCAGUGACAUCAUCAACUGCGGCAUCUACCUCUUUUCCCCGGAAGCCCUGAAACCCCUCCGAGAUGUCUUCCAGCGAAAUCAGCAGGAUAGGCAACUGGAGGACUCUUCAGGCCUAUGGCCUGGGGCAGGUACCAUCCGCCUGGAGCAGGAUGUGUUCUCCGCCCUGGCCGGGCAGGGCCAGAUCUACGUGCACCUCACUGACGGGAUCUGGAGCCAGAUCAAGUCUGCAGGCUCAGCCCUCUAUGCCUCCCGCCUCUAUCUGAGCCAGUACCAGCUCACUCACCCAGAACGCCUGGCCAAGCACACGCCAGGGGGUCCACGGAUUCGAGGAAAUGUUUACAUCCACCCGACGGCUAAGGUGGCCCCGUCGGCAGUGCUGGGCCCCAACGUCUCCAUCGGGGAGGGAGUGACCAUAGGCGAGGGCGUGCGGCUCCGAGAGAGCAUCGUCCUCCACGGAGCCACACUGCAGGAGCACACGUGUGUUCUGCACAGCAUCGUGGGCUGGGGGAGCACCGUGGGGCGCUGGGCCCGCGUGGAGGGUACCCCCAAUGACCCCAACCCCAACGACCCCCGAGCCCACAUGGACAGUGAGAGCCUGUUCAAGGACGGGAAGCUGCUGCCCGCCAUCACUAUCCUAGGCUGCCGCGUCCGGAUCCCUGCCGAGGUGCUCAUCCUGAACUCGAUUGUUCUGCCACACAAGGAGCUGAGCCGCAGCUUCACCAACCAGAUCAUCCUCUGAGGGGGCCUGCCAGAAGGCCCCCCUGAACUCCAAUCUGCUCCCCUGAGGCUCCUGCCUGCCUGCGUGGCCAGCCUUUGUCCAGGCAGGCUCUUCACAGGCACGCUUGCGGGGAGCAACGUGGGUGGUCGGAGGACUCGUGCCCUCCCUCUCCACUCCCUAAUAAACCCGGGUGAACCCUGGA